GCGAUAAAAGUUUCGCUGAAUUGACAUGGAACCAAACGUUAUGUCUUCGGAAUCAGAUUCUAAAGAAAAUGCAAAAAGAAAAAAAUCUAAAAGUUUAUCAUCAAACGAGGAAGAACCUUUAGCAAAAUUAAUUAAGCAUAAAGAAGAUAAUGAUAGCCAUUUAGUUAAUUGGUCGCCUAAAAAAGAUAAUCAACCUCCAUCACCUAGCUCAACUUCAGAUACAAGCAUCGAAGAUGAUAUUCCUUUAGGUCAACAUAAGAUUGCCAAUAUAAAUUUAAAAGAAAAAAAACUUUCAGAAGAAAGUAAAAAAUCAACAAAAAAAUCAAAUCUUGAUAGAUGGAAAAAAUAUGUACGCACUGCUGGCAUCUUUGUCACUAAUUAUAAUAUUCUCUUUUCAGAUUGCAAAAAUGAAAAGCAACAGAUUAAAAAAUUAAAAUCCAUGUUACAAGAAUCAUUUAAAAAAAUGAAAAUGGAUGAAGGUAAUGUAACAUUAGAUCAAUGUAAACUCUUGAAAAAGAAAAAGGAAGAAGCAAAAGAAAUUGCAGAACUUGAUUUAUCUAAUAUUAUACAAACAUCAGGCAAAAGAUCUAAAAGACAAAACGUAAAUAGCUUAUAUGCAAAUGUAGAUUCCAACCUUGAAAAUUUCAGAAAAAUAUGUAGUGGUGAAGAUAAUGCCGAUAAAGAAACGUUUAAACGAAUACAACAUUUGUUUGAUUCUGAGGAGUCAUCAGGAUAAAGAUAUAUUCACCCUUUAAACCCAUUUUAUUAAUGUAAAUUUGUAUAUAUUGUAUAUAUAGCUUCAUAAUUAUUAAAUAAUCUGUUAA
Molecule: messenger RNA, 824 nt
Organism: Gordionus sp. m RMFG-2023
Lineage: Eukaryota; Metazoa; Nematomorpha; Gordioida; Chordodea; Parachordodidae
Product: HIRA-interacting protein 3-like
Exons: 5
Coding region: 26-736 (236 amino acids)
Cellular component (GO): nucleus
Source: RefSeq, a predicted model, not a curated record